Molecule: messenger RNA, 507 nt
Organism: Nymphaea colorata (pocket water lily)
Lineage: Eukaryota; Viridiplantae; Streptophyta; Magnoliopsida; Nymphaeales; Nymphaeaceae
Product: L-type lectin-domain containing receptor kinase SIT2-like
Exons: 2
Coding region: 1-507 (168 amino acids)
Molecular function (GO): carbohydrate binding
Source: RefSeq, a predicted model, not a curated record
AUGAAUCCAGGCAUCAAAUGCCACGCUUUCUACCCUGCCAUUCUACAAUUCAAAAAGGCCUCUGGUGCUAAGAAAACCCAAUCGUUCGGUACCCGUUUCAUGUUCAAAAUUGUAUCCCAGUUCCUAGAGUCAGGUGGCCAUGGAUUCACCCGGGCCACCAACUUCUCGCAGGCCACAAGGGGCCACUACCUCGGCCUUUUCAACCAGGGGAACAGUAGAAACCCAGCCAAUCAUGUAUUUGUUGUCGAAUUCAACACCGUUCAACAGGUAAAUUUGAAUGAUACAAAUGGAAACCAUAUGUGCAACGAAGUGAAUGGUGCAAACUCCAGUUUCUUGAAGUAUGCCACUUACUAUGCAGAGUUUGGCAAGAAAGUUCUUGACAGCCAAACCACCAUUCAGGCAUGGAUAGAGUAUGAUGGAAUUAGUGGCCCUGUUAUUCUCAUCAUCAUGGUUGGCAUAUCUUAUUUGACCAAGAGGAAGAGGAAGCUCAUGUUUGAGAAGAUAUAA